UAAAUGGGAAACACUGCCGUACCCUCCUGACCAAGGUAAAUCGCAGCCGCCAUCUUGACCUGCAUUUCGGUCGUUCUGGAGAAGUGAAUAGUAUUUGUUUGCACCACUUUAGCUGUUCACGUGCAAUUUGUGUGCAUGUGUUUGUAUAGGCUGUUGAGGAGUUGGUCAUGAUGGGAAUUUAGCUGAGCGGGUAUGUCAGAAAUGUGCAUUUGCAUGCAAUUUGAUUGUUUUCCAUGCACUUGAGCUGAGUACAAAAAGGGGACUUCCUUUGUUCAGCGCUGCCGAUACGAUCACAUAUUUUCACUUUUUCUGCUUAUUUUACAAAGGUCCAUAUGUCACACGUAAGUCAGGGGGAUGGAUACAGUGGGUGACAAGAGAAACACUUUGGAUGAAGCAUUAGAUUUAGCUGACAGUGUGUUGAACAAUUCUGCUCUUACCACUAUAUCUCUCGGUGACAGCGGCCCGUCAGUCAGCUGUGGAGGUUCUCCAGCUGAUCCAAUUGCAGGUUCAACGAUCGCAACAACUUCAGGGGUUUCUCCCAUACUUGACUGUCCCUCUACCACGUCUCAAAGAAUCACGCUGGAAGCCGACAGCAAUCUCGGGACUGCUGAUUUCAACAGUCCUAAGCAGUCAUUUGUACCUUGCAAGGUAUGUGGCGACCGGGCCUCAGGCUAUCAUUAUGGCGUCACUUCCUGUGAAGGAUGCAAGGGCUUCUUCCGCAGAAGUAUACAAAAGCAGAUCGAGUACCGCUGUUUACGAGACGGGAAAUGUAUGGUCAUUCGACUCAAUCGCAACCGCUGUCAGUAUUGCCGAUUCAAGAAAUGUCUAGCUGUGGGAAUGUCUCGGGACUCUGUUCGAUAUGGGCGAGUCCCGAAACGCUCCAAGAGUCAGGAUGACCAACGUGUGAGCUCCACUGACUCCAGCCAGGAUCAGACAGCCCUGGAAAACAAACAGUUGGCCAUCUACGAUGUGAUCCUCAGCAUCUCACAGGCCCAUCACACGCACUGUGGCCUCACCGAGGACAAGAUCAAGGUCAUUCAGAGAAAACCAGCAACACUGAUGCAGCAGAUCAAGAUACCAGAGCAGCCAGUACAGUUCACAGCGGAGGAGCUGGAGGCCCAGAGACUCCUGAUGUGGCAGCACCUCUCUACCCUCAUCACUCCCUCUAUACAGAGUGUGGUAGAGUUCGCUAAGAGAGUGCCAGGUUUCUCAGAGCUGUCCCAAGAUGACCAACUGAUAUUAAUCAAGACGGGUUUCUUUGAGAUCUGGCUCACUCGCAUGGCCCGAAUGUUCAACAAGGAAGAGAACUCUGUUACCUUUGAGGACGGGAGUAUUAUACCCAAAGAUGAACUAGAUGUUGUGUACUCACCUGAAUUUGUGUCGUCCAUGUUCGAUGUUGCUGCCAGCUUUAAUAUCCUAAACCUCAAUGAUACAGAAGUGGGCCUCUUCACAGGCAUUGUGUUAAGUUCAGCUGAUCGACAAGGCCUGUCAGAUUCCAAAUCUGUUGAAAAAAUUCAGGACAAUUUGAUAGAAGCUUUAAAACUUCAGGUUAGCCGGAACCAUUCCACAGAGGAGAAUCUGUUUGCCUCCAUCAUAAUGAAACUCCCUGAACUGAGAACCCUCGGGUCAAAACACCAGGAAACAUUGAAAUGGUACCGAGGACACUGGGAACAUGUGGCCCUGCCACCUUUGUUUUCUGAGAUUUAUGACAUACCAAAGGCAGAGGAAGAUGUGGCGCCAUAGGUGGCUAUGCCAAGGGAGAUAACUCAAGUGUUCAAAUGGGGAAAACUCCAGAAUAUUUAGGCCCUGAUUGAAGACUUCGUUCAAAACUGACUGCUGCACUGAUUGUAGAGCAGUACUGAACUAAAUGUGAGGGUGCAUGUAAAUUGGGAUUUGUAGACGUAUCGCUGUGAGUGGAAAGGGAGAUUAUUCUGUGUGUUUUCAUUCAUCGGUGGUAUUUGGAUAAAAGGUUUCACCAAUAUUUUCAAAGAGGUCUUUUUCUGAGUGAUGUUUGGCAUUACUGUAGGUGGAGAUUUUGUGAAAGAAGAUUCCUGGCAGAUGAAGAAGAAUUCCAUGGCCUCUUGUCAACCUGUGUCAAUAUCCUUGAAGUUCGUUGUUGGUAGUGCUGCCUGGAAUUACCUGUAAACCCAGUCACUGCCUUUAUCAACUUUGUUACAUCGAAAGAAGACAAAAGAAAUAUUUUGUCAGGAAAUGUGUUCCUUUUUUGUUUUUCCCCAUUUUGUUACAGAAAUGGGCUAUUUUUAUAGUCCGCAUAUCAGUGCUGCUUAUCUUGUUUGCAGUUUCAUGGUGGAACAGGAAGGGAAGGAAGACAACUCUCAAUGAAAGGGAGACAACUCUCAAUGUAAGAAAGACAA
Molecule: messenger RNA, 2375 nt
Organism: Haliotis rubra (blacklip abalone)
Lineage: Eukaryota; Metazoa; Mollusca; Gastropoda; Lepetellida; Haliotidae
Product: ecdysone-induced protein 78C-like
Exons: 8
Coding region: 355-1743 (462 amino acids)
Biological process (GO): regulation of DNA-templated transcription
Molecular function (GO): zinc ion binding; nuclear receptor activity; sequence-specific DNA binding
Source: RefSeq, a predicted model, not a curated record